AUGGCUUUUGACCCAACAGAAAGUCCAUAUCCUUCCGAUACUCUGAUAGCAAGCACCUUUGAGCCAACUGAAACACCAAUCCCCACAAGUUGGCCAUCUACAAAUCCUUCCUUCACUUCCACUUUCAAGCCAUCUUCAGGCAUCCCAUCAUCAAGUCCUUCAGUAGAUCCAUUUGAGCUUCCAUCUCAAAAUCCAUCUGCUGUUCCAUCUCAAAGGCCAUCUGCAGUUCCAUCUCGAACGCCAUCUUCAGUUCCGUCUCAAAGUCUCUCUGCAGUUCCAUCUCGUAGUCCUGUCAACCUACAAGACAGUCAAACCUUCAUUCAGCAUGAUGCUAAUGUCAGUCCUACCACUGCACCCCCUUCAAGUAGACCAAGCAAAAAAUUGAUCACCAUCAAAGCAAAGCCUUCAAGUGCCCCUUCUGGAAGCUUCUUGUCCAUGAAUCCUUCCUUCGCUCCAUCCCAGGAGCCUUCCACAAAUCCUACCACUGGAUCGCCUUCAGUUGGCCCAUCUCAAAAUCCUUCUCUCCUUCCAUCUCAAAAUCCAUCUGCGGUUCCAUCUCAAAAUCCAUCAGCGGUUCCGUCUCAAGAUCCAUCUGCAGUUCCGUCUCGAACGCCUUCUUCGGUUCCGUCUCAAAAUCCAUCGGCAGAGCCAUCGCAAACGCCAUCUGCAGCUCCGUCUCAAAAUCCAUCUGCAGAGCCAUCCCAAAAGCCAUCUACAGCUCCGUCUCAGAAUCCAUCUGCAGUGCGAUCUCCAUGGCCAUCUGUACUUCCGUCUCAUAGGCCUUCCAACAAACCUACUAUCAAACCACAAGAAAUUCAAAUCUUUAUCCCACAUUCCAUUGAUGUCAGUCCUAUGACUGUGUCUCCUUCAAAAAGGUCAUCAAGCAAAAAAGUGAUACGUAUCGAAGCAAAUCCUUCAAGUGCAACUACUUAUGGAAGAAUCCCGAGAUCUUCCUUGACUCCAUCACAGGAGCGCACCACAACUCCAACAACUGGAUCUCCUUCAGUUGGCCCAUCUCAAAAUACUUCGCCAGUUCCAUCUCGACACCCAUCACAUCUUCCAUCUCCAGAACCAUCUCAAAACCCUUCCCAAGAACCAUCUAUGGGGCCAUCUCAAGGUCCAUCUAUGGUGCCAUCUCGAGGCCCUUCAGCUGCAGUAUCUAUUCAUCCGUCUGCAAGCCCUUCUAGUGAUCUUGCUGCAAUGUCAUCUGAAGCAAUACGCAGUCCAUCAAGAUUUCCAAAUGAAAGUGCUAGUCCAACAACAAAAUCUUCUUCACAACACCCAUCGCCAAGGUUGUCCAUGCUCCUAUCUCAUGCACCAUCUGCAAUUCCUACAAAGAGAAGUCCAUCAAGUAGCCCAGUGGGCGUCCCUUCCAGCAACCCAACCAGUGCCCAUUCCAGUUUUCCCGCUUGGAGCCCAUCACAAAACCCAUCUGCACUUCCAUCUCAAAAUCCAUCGGUCAGCCCUUCCAUCAAACCUACUGCCAACGCACAAGAUGUUCAGUCAUUUAUUACACAUUCUAUCAAUGCCAGUCCAGUUUCUGCGUCUCAUUUAAAUGUGCCAUCAAAAGGGGGAAGGAUACCUGCAAAUCCACCGAGUACGUCCUCUGAAAGCAUCCCUUCCAUGAGCCCUUCUUCCACGCUAUCACAGGAACCUACCAACAAUCCAUCAACUGGAUCUCCUUCAGUAGGUCCUCUUCCAUCUCAGCAACCUUCUCCUUUUCCAUCUCAGCAUCCAUCACCUGUUCCAUCUCAGCAUCCAUUGGCACUUCCGUCUGCAAUUCCAACUCAAAAUGCAUCUGCAGUUCUGAGUUCGCAAACCACAGUUCAAGGUUCAAACGAGAAUAUCAAGAUUUCUGAAGCCACUAGCAAUCAAACAGGGCAACAGAACAUGUCAACACAUAUGCCAUCUCCCACACCAACAGCUGUUCAAUCAAGCAAUGUGGUUCGUGUGUUUAACUCUUUUGUAGUCGCAAACACCAUUGGACUGACAAGUCUGGAGCUGUUGUCAAGUCCCCAAAUCACAGUGCUUACUACUGCCUAUGUUGAAUUUGCUACUGAAGUGUUGGCCAACUGGACUGCAAAUCAAAAUCUGGUCCAUCCUCAAAAUCGCAGACAUCUUGUGGUUUUGUUAUCCCAAGGGAAAAUCCUCAAGGUAAUGGAUUCCCCAUGUCCCCAAACGGUGUCCCAAACAACUCUCUGCCAACAGGUGUUUGCCUACACUGAUCUCUAUAUCUCUGAUGAAAACCCAACAAUGGUCUACAAACGGUUUGUCAAGACAUCUCGGCUUGCAAUCAACAGUGGCGAACUACAAUUGAAACUUGCGGAGAUUGACCCGAUGUCAUCUAUGGUCAUACUGGGAGCGCCUCAGUCACAAACAGAAAAAGCUAUAACAACAAUACCUGAGGCCCAGCGAAAUAGGGUGCCAAUGGAUACCAAGGGAACAAUGGAGUUGAACGAAGAACACAAUAUUGUAACAAUUUGCUUGAUCCUAGCCGGUGCAAUCCUUGCAGCAGCAUUUUUGGUCUUGGUUUUACUGGUAGCCAUAAAGCGAAGAAUUGUGUCAAGGGAGAAGGGAAAGCUACAUGGACAAAGUGAAGGCAACGACCAUAAUGAUGAUGAUGACGAUGACGACGGCAUGAGCAAAAUCUCAGGAACCUCCGAUACAUCCAAAUCAUCAAAGAUGUCUGAACUCCAAAGUGUGGAAUCAAACAUCUCUGUUUUGGAAGCAUCAACAUGUUGCACAAUUGAGGACGAAACCCACUUGGUUGUUUGCAAAGCUGCAAGGAGUGCUGAUGCGUUGUUGGCAGCCAAUGGAGGUGAGAAUGAGUCAAUCUCGGACAAGUUCCAGCCAAAGACCAAGGAAUCUGUUGUAUCGAAUAUUGCGGGUAGUCGAAGAAGAAGUACAAAAACAAACUGCCUGCCACCAACACAGAGAAGUCUUAGAAGACAGUUGUUCGAAGAACUCGCUCAGAAACUUGCAGUCAGAAAUGUAGGUGCGAAAAGAGCCUCUCCUACACAAGAAAAGUAUGUCAGAGGCAGAUCUAUUGCUUCCGGGACUGGACAACCAAAUCCUUCUUUGUCUUUGGCCAUGCACGAUGCUUCAACUGAAUCAAAUGACGUGACUGUCAACAGCUCCAUUACGGUGGACUCGUUGUUUGAGCCUGCGGCAAGCAAGAAAGACUAUUCUCAUGCCCAACCAGCAUUGUCACGAGAGCAUUCCUGUCCACCAAUCAGUUCAUGGUUGGACCAACAGCCGCAUUCUACCCCAACCAUAGGCACAAUUCUGCGGACGGAAACUCCUGCAAGACAUUGUGGCAUAGACUAUGUGUGGGAGCAAGCAAAUACACUAGAUAUGACUCGCAGCCUGGGAACCAGCGUAGAAGAAUGUCUUCGUGCAUUGAACCCUUCCCAGGUCAACCAAGCUUGGCCGCCCACUGCACCAACUAGCAGACUCUUGGAACCUGACGCUGGGACCAUCAACAGCCCGAUUGGUGUGGAUUAUUUGUCGGAGCCAAGCGUGGUAGAAAGUGGGAUCAGAACACGCUCGAGUUGGAUUCAGAAUGGUGCUCAGUGGGUACAAGUAACACAUGCAGAGGACUUGGAUGACAGCAACAGCAAAAAGUCAUCAGAUUAUGACAGUGAUGAGACAGAGGAGGUGCCGAAAACAAGUUGGACGCAGAGGGGAUCACAGUGGGUCCAACUUUGGGGGGAACACAAUGAUCACCAUCCCAGCAGAAUGGAGAAAUCAAAAUCAGACCCUGACAGUGGGGGGGUGUACAGCCAAAGGGAUGUAGUGGUUGGGGAGCGAAUGGGAUGUGCUUUUUAUAAUGACCAAACCAACAAUGCAGGUUAUGGUGAUUCUGAGCACAACGAGGAAAGUUACAUCACCCAACAUGAAGGCUCUCCCUAUGGUCAGUGUCCUGGUCAUAGCUUCUGGGAUGAACCUCCCUGGGAUGCGCAACAUGAUUGA
Messenger RNA from Seminavis robusta, 3972 nucleotides. The record is from the annotation of a GenBank genome assembly. Lineage: Eukaryota; Bacillariophyta; Bacillariophyceae; Naviculales; Naviculaceae.